GCUUCGCCUGACUUCGGGUGGAGCCGAGCCGCGCCCCGCUCCGGCCGUGAGCUGGCGAGCCAUCCUGCUGGCUCUGCGGGAGAUCAUGCGGCUAAGAACAUAGCCGGCCCUGCAGCCCUCCGCAGAAAGCAGCACCACGGCUGGAAUCGAACGCGGCAGGGACCGGAAAACAGCCAUGCAGCCCGAGCAGCCACCGCCCUGCAGAGAUCAGAGCACCAUAUGAAGAGGUCCAGCGAGAUAUGAACUCUCUCAGUGCACAGAUGAAACUAACAGACAUCAAUCCUCUCCUGAGUCAGAGGAAAGUAAAAAAGUGAAGGCACAUGAAGAGAACAACACAGAGACGCCAAAAUCAGUGAAGAAGGAAGAGCUGAAAUCCAGAGGAAGGAGAAAGAAGAGAUGCUUCAAACUUAAGAGCUGAAAUUCUUUUGUAAGGCCAUUGUGAUGGACUAUGAUACAGUAGAAUAUAUAUGUAAUUCAUUAAAAGCAUGGGGGCAUGGAGCGUUCAAACGGUAGACAUGAUCAAAGGCACCCAUGCUAAAACAAGCAGAUGUUGAAGUAGCUGUGAUCCAGUAAGAAGCUUGAACAGAGAGAGAUAAGUGAUGAAGAACUUUGGCCCCAGGAAAGAUGAGGUCUUCCUGAGAUGAGAUCUUUCUUCCUUCAAGGUCUUUGCAUUUCUGUUCCCAGAGAUGAAGAUGAGCUUAGAGAUAGAUGAAAAGAAGCUUUGCUUUUGAACAGCUCAUCCUUAAAAGUGUACCCCAUUAGCCAAAGAUUGAGCUCUCGAAAACAAUUGUGGGGAAAGCUGUGAGUCGAGGGGAGGGCCUUUCACAUGGUGAACAGAUUUCCAUCUCCAGGGCAGCUGAUUCACUGUGAUGUUGAAGACACAAGAAAACUCUUUCUUAUGGAGAAGUUUCCAUGGCACGGCAAGAGACACUCUUCUCCGUCCCUGCUAGAAUUUUCAGAAAGUCCAGUUAUGCCGUGCUGCAAGAAUCUCAGCUUUUCGCACAUGCUCAUGCCCACUGGUCCACCCCAAAGCAUCACUGAACGGCUGUUGUUCUGGGAAAAAGAUCCAGUGGAGAUUCUGCUUAAUUUGGGGUUUGGUGUAGAAGAACCUGAUGUCCGCACAAAAAUCCCUCCUCGCUUCCUCAGUGGUGUUUCUGUGGCAAAAGGAUAUGAUAUCCAAGCCUUUUUAGAAGCUCAGAAGAAGCAGAUGGACAUUGAGAGGCCAAACCUAUAUGAUUCAGAUUCCAAGGAUCAAACUCUACGUGGAAAUGCUGCUGGUACUGCUAACCACUGAAUCGGCUGUGCAAACUGCAGAGUGAGUGUGGACCCAUAUGUCAACAGAAUUAAAGGCCUGGUGAAAGAACCCAAAGGACAGACUAUAACAUCCAGACCUCAUCUAGAUGAGAGGUAACCAAAGAAGCUCAAAGACGUCUGAAAAGUAGAGUCAAGCUGGUGGUAACCAGCUAACUCAAAGACUGUUUUAACUAACACUUUGGGUGGGGAGUUUGAAUCGUGUCAUUGAUGUAAUUGUCCUGUUUUAAUAAAUGGGAAUUACAAGCAUCUUUUGAGGGGAAGUACACAAGGAGCCAUAAGAGGUAUUGUUAAGGUGUGAUGUCAUAGCUUGCCUCAGUUAUCCCGGUCCUUCCCCAGGUGCCAAUCAUCUCUCCUUUCCCCCAUCCUGAUGUCUGCUGAGCUCUGUCAAUCCUGGCAUUCCAGAAGGGCGUUGAGUGAUUGGCAGAGUUCAAAAGAUGCUCUGCAUCCCUGGGGGCCAUUGGCCCAUCCAGGUGUCCCUUUCACCUGAGACCUGCCUGCCUUGCACCUGGUUUGUGGGAUCCCUACCCCUUCCUUCCCCCUCUCCCUGGGGUUAAAAGAGCCAGCAAGCACACAGUUCAGGAAGUUCUGUUAGCAC
Molecule: messenger RNA, 1909 nt
Organism: Serinus canaria (Common canary)
Lineage: Eukaryota; Metazoa; Chordata; Aves; Passeriformes; Fringillidae
Gene: ITPRID1
Product: ITPR interacting domain containing 1
Exons: 4
Coding region: 827-1294 (155 amino acids)
Molecular function (GO): signaling receptor binding
Source: RefSeq, a predicted model, not a curated record